UUUUUUUCCCUCAGCAAAGUUUCUGUCUGAGAAAUACAAGUUCGCCCAGCAAAACAAAAACAACUUUUAAAGGUUGCUCUCUGUGGAAAUCUCUCCGUGCCCCAUUACCUGCUUGAGUGAAACCAGACUAAGAACCUCUGUCAUGGCAGCUUUUCUGCUGGGAGCCGUGUUGCUUAUUGUUCAACCUCAUAUAGUGCCUUCCAGACCGGCUGUAAAUUCAAAGGCUGAGACGUCUUCUCAGUCUGUUCCGAGAGAGCUUCUAAAGAAAACAUCUCAAAAAAAUGACUUCAAGGAAAGCAUUCAUUCUAAUGGAUCAUGCCAGCAGCUGCCACAGACUAUUAUUAUUGGAGUGAGGAAAGGGGGAACCAGAGCGUUGCUGGAGAUGCUGAGCCUCCAUCCAGAUAUCGCGGCAGCAGAAAGUGAAGUUCACUUCUUUGACUGGGAAGAUCAUUAUGGAAACGGAUUGCAGUGGUAUAUUAAUCAAAUGCCAUUCUCCUACCCCCAUCAGAUCACCGUGGAAAAAACUCCAGCAUAUUUCACAUCACCGAAAGUGCCUGAAAGAGUUUAUAACAUGAACCAAUCAAUGAGAUUACUCCUGAUUUUAAGAGACCCAAGCGAGAGAGUACUAUCAGAUUACACCCAAGUGUUCUAUAAUCACAUGCAGAAGCACAAGCCGUACCCCUCCAUUGAACAAUUCCUCAUUAAAGAUGGUGAACUCAAUGUGGACUACAAGGCAAUAAACAGAAGCUUGUAUUACAUUCACAUGCAAAACUGGUUGAAGUAUUUUCCUCUUGAUCGCAUCCACAUUGUAGAUGGGGAUAAACUAAUCAAAGAUCCCUUUCCAGAAAUAGAGAAAGUAGAGCGAUUUUUGAAGCUAUCACCACAGAUAAAUGCUUCAAACUUUUAUUUCAAUAAAACUAAAGGCUUCUAUUGCCUAAGGGACAGUGGUAGGGAACGCUGUUUACACGAGUCAAAAGGACGAGCACACCCACAGGUAGAUACCCGCUUACUUGAGAAACUGCAUGCCUAUUUCCAUGAACCCAACAAGAAAUUUUUUGAGCUUGUUGGCAGAACAUUUGACUGGCAUUCAUUUGUGGCAAGUUAGUGGUAAGCUUCAGAACCUAUGUUCCAGUGUACAUUUAGAAAUUUUGAAAAGGGCAUUUAAGCUAUAAUUUAUUUGUAAAAUCCAUAAAUACUUCUGUACAGUAUUAGAUUCACAAUUGCCAUAUAUACUAGUUAUAUUUUUCUACUUGUUAAAUUUGAAAGCAUUUUGUAUUGUUUUUCAUGUUGUUAACAUUGUGUAUUAUGUGUCUAUAUGAAGAAACUAAAAUAUUUCACUGCAGAA
Tinamus guttatus (white-throated tinamou) is the source of this 1345-nucleotide messenger RNA. Lineage: Eukaryota; Metazoa; Chordata; Aves; Tinamiformes; Tinamidae. The record is from RefSeq and is a predicted model, not a curated record.